Ascoidea rubescens DSM 1968 is the source of this 1713-nucleotide messenger RNA. RefSeq names its product phosphate transporter PHO84 (gene PHO84). Gene Ontology annotation, biological process: transmembrane transport; phosphate ion transport. Gene Ontology annotation, cellular component: membrane. NCBI's taxonomy places the organism in Eukaryota, Fungi, Ascomycota, Saccharomycetes, Ascoideales, Ascoideaceae. Gene Ontology annotation, molecular function: phosphate transmembrane transporter activity. Bases 1 to 1713 code for a protein of 570 amino acids. The record is from RefSeq and is a predicted model, not a curated record. The transcript has a single exon.
AUGUCUUCUCCAAACACUCAACUUCCUUCAAAGAAAAAAGAAAAAUCUGGAAAUGCUGCUUUUCACGACUUUUUAAAUGACUUUGCUGAUAUCGAGGAUCCUCUUGAAAGAAGAAGACUAGCCUUGGAAAAAAUCGACAAUGCUAAGUUUGGUUGGUAUCAUGUUCGUGCUAUCUGUGUGGGAGGUGUCGGUUUUUUGACUGAUUCUUAUGACAUUUUUGCAAUUAACAUAGCUGUUUCUAUGCUUGGUUACGUUUACUGGGGUUCCUCCGUUGGUGGCUCUGGUGUUCCAUCAGACGCAGAAAGCACUCUUUUAAAAGUUUCAACUUCAGUUGGAACUGUCAUUGGCCAAUUAGGUUUUGGUACUUUAGCUGAUUUGGUUGGUAGAAAAAAAAUUUAUGGUACUGAACUUAUAAUUAUGAUUGUCGGAACUGUAUUUCAGUGUUUGCUUGGCCAUUCUCCUGCUAUUAACUUUGUCGGUAUUUUUACUUUUGCGAGAAUAUUUAUGGGUAUUGGAAUCGGUGCAGAUUAUCCACUUUCUUCUAUUGUCACCUCGGAAUUUGCUACCACAAAACAUAGAGGUGCAAUUAUGGGUGCUGUUUUUGCUAAUCAAGGUUGGGGUCAAUUGCUAGCAGGAUUAGUUGCUUUAAUUUGUGUGGUUGGCUGGAAAGAUCAGCUAAUUCACUCCAAUAAUGUUGACGAAUGUACUGGAGAGUGUAUUAAAGCUGUUGACCAAAUGUGGAGAGUUUUAGUUGGCUUUGGUGCAGUUCCUGCUAUUUCAGCACUAUAUUUUAGAUUGACUAUGCCAGAAUCUCCAAGAUAUGCAGUACAAGCUGAUCAAAAACAAGAAAUCAAAGAAAAAACCGACAAUAAUGAGAUUAAAAUUGUGAGAUCAAAAUCAGAUGACUAUGCUUUGACUCAGAGAGAAAAUAGUUCUUCCUCCUUUACUGAUGAGCCAGAAACAUCUCCUAAAGCCAGUCCAAAAGAAUUCUAUCUUCACUUUAAACAAUGGAAACAUGGAAAAAUCCUCCUUGGUACUGCUGGCUCGUGGUUUUUAUUGGAUGUUGCAUUUUAUGGUCUUGGUCUUAAUUCUGCUAUAAUUUUAGAAACUAUUGGUUUUGCUUCUUCUCAAAAUGUUUACAGAAAAUUGUACAAUAUUGCUGCAGGAAACUUGAUUUUGAUUUGCGCUGGUUCCAUUCCCGGCUAUUGGUUUUCUGUUGUAUUUCUAGAUAGAAUUGGAAGAAAACCAAUUCAAGUGGGUGGAUUUGUGAUUUUAACAGCUAUUUUCUGUAUCAUUGGUUUUGCCUACGAUAGUUUGGGCUCUAAAGGUUUGUUGGCAAUGUAUGUUCUUGCUCAAUUUUUCCAAAAUUUUGGUCCAAAUGCUACUACCUUUAUUGUUCCAGGCGAAUGCUUUCCAACAAGAUUUAGAUCAACCUCACAUGGUAUUAGUGCAGCAUCAGGAAAAAUCGGGGCUAUUAUUGCUCAAACAUGUCUUGGUUCCUUGAUCAAUCAUGGUUGUGCUGCUGACGACAAAAACUGUUUUCUUCCUCAUGUCAUGGAAAUUUUUGCUCUAUUCAUGUUGUUGGGUAUUUUCACCAGUUUAUUGAUUCCAGAAACCAAAAGAAAAACCUUAGAAGAGAUUGCCGAAAAAUACCAUGGAGAAUUCAACCCCAAUAAUCCACAGAAUAAUGUUGCUAAACAGCAAGAAGUGUAA